CUGGUGGAUCCGCAGCGGGUGGGGAAUGCGCUCGGAAAAGGAGGGGCCCGGAGGCCCCAGGGCGGCAGUUGCUAUGCGGGGCCAGAGCGGGAGGGAGAGGACGUCAGCUGUGGGGACUCCACAGGAGUCUCCACGGAGAGAGGCAGGAGCACCGCCAGCCUUGUCCUCCAGCUGUGGGGGCAGCGCAGGCAAACCUCGCGAGGAGAAGAGGACUGUCCUGAGCAAGGUGGUUAUCCGGCGCCUUCCUCCCAGCCUCACCAAGGAGCAGCUGGAAGAGCACCUGCACCCGCUACCUGCACAUGAUUACUUUGAGUUCUUUACUGCGGAUCUCAGUCUUUAUCCUCAUCUCUACUCAAGAGCAUACAUUAAUUUUAGAAAUCCUGACGACAUUCUUCUUUUUAGAGAUCGUUUUGAUGGAUAUAUCUUCAUUGACAAUAAAGGCCUAGAGUAUCCUGCAGUGGUAGAGUUUGCUCCAUUCCAGAAGAUAGCCAAAAAGAAGCUAAAGAAAAAAGAUGCCAAAACUGGAAGCAUUGACAAUGAUCCAGAAUAUAAGAAGUUUUUAGAAACUUAUUUCUUGGAGGAAGAGAAAGUUAGUGCCAAUCCUGAAACUCUUCUGGGAGACAUAGAGGCAAAGACAAGAGAACUUAUUGCUAGAAGAACCACACCUCUUUUGGAAUACAUUAAAAAUAGAAAAUUAGAAAAGCAGAGAAUUCGAGAAGAGAAGCGAGAAGAGCGAAGACGAAGGGAGUUGGAAAAGAAACGCAUACGAGAAGAAGAAAAAAGAAAGAGAAGAGAAGAAGAAAAAUGUAAGAGAAAAGAAAUAGACAAACAAAAGAAAAUUGCUGAGAAAGAAGUAAGGAUUAAGUCUUCCACCCCACGGCCACCACUGUCACAGCUAGAGUAUCAAGGGGGUUCCCAGCCUCCGCGUCAUGAACCAGUACCAAUCCUGGCCUGUAGGAACCGGGCCGCACAGCAGGAGCUUCUUAAGAAACCAGAAAAGGGAGAGGAAGCAGCCACCGAGAAACCAAAAGAACCAGGAGAGGAAAUUGAUACUGGAGAUGGACAAUGGGAAGCCUGUCCUGGCUGUGCUGUCGUGAAGGCCAAGCCCUGGGACAACCUGCCAGAGGAGCGCAGGGAAAAGUCACACAAUGACAGUGAUAAAGAGCAAAAGGAAAUGGAGAGGAAAUUUCGAGAAAAAGAACUUGAAACACAAAAAUACCACUUGGAUGACAGCAGAAAGCUUAGAGCUCACUAUGAGUUUGACAAGUUCUCCAGAAGAAACGAAGAGAUGAACUUGGGGAAAGCAUUCACCCCAGACAGAGGGAAGGCAGGGAGCCAGGACCGUGGCAUCCCUGUGGAAGCAACAGAGAGACCAGGGAGGGAACAGAAGAGUGAGGAUGGCCUGGCACCCAGAAAGGCGAACGUGCGAAACAAGGACCGGCCGUCCUUGCCGCUGUACCAGCCAGGAGCUCGCAUGAGAGCACGUGAAUGUGGUGGAAGAUUCUCUGAGGAGGGCCGUGCUGGGCGGAGGGCUGAGGCAGAAGAUUCAACAGGGGCUGGUUCCAGGAAGAGCAAAGAGGCAGAAUGAGUCAACACGCAUGCCACAGUUGUGACAAGGGUGAGCUCGCAUUCCAAAUUCCAUGGAUUAGAAAUGUGUAAAAUUAGUCUGGAAUAUAACCUGCAAGGUGAAUUGACUCCUUAAAAAGAAACUAGAAACUGGUGGCAUAGAAACAAUCUUUUUAAAAACUCAACAGAGUUUUCUUUGAUUUUACCAUUUCUAGUGUAAAUUACCAUGUAUCAUUUAGCCAAAACAGAGAAAAUGAUCUCCUUUGGAAAGUAGAAAAUAUGACCAAAACAGUAUUAAUUCUGAAGCACUUUAAACGUAUUGUCGGAAUAAUUUACACUUUGCAUUUUACACAUUUGUGAGCAAAUAAUCUAUUGGGAUCUGUACCUCAUUAUGCUCCUUGUUGGUUUUCAGGGAGCCAUAGUCGCUGGGAAGUGAGCAGCUCUCAUUCCAGUACAGCCUUGUUAAUUCACUUAUGCACCUUGUCAUGAGAUUCCAGGAAGUCUGUUGUGCAGUAGCCCCUCUGAUAGGAACCUCAACACUGUGUAAAGCCCAACUUUAAUUAUGGCCCUUUUAACAAUUUGGCCACUGACUUGAUGAAAAUGGUUUGUCUUUGUAUGGAUGUGCUUGUGGUUUAUAACCAUGAAGGUUUAAGAAUUGCUAACAUAAAUGGUGUUAUUUUGGGACAUGGACAACAACCUACGUACACUAUGUAGGAUUUUUUUUUGCAGUCUAAUUUUAAAGUGACUUUUUAUAGCUUUCUGCAACUAUGCAUUCUAUAGUAUCUUUUCCUUUUAGUGAAAUUUAAAAUGUCCGUGUAUUUUUGGCACUGUGAUUUGAACCAUAAAAAUUAGUUGCUAUAGGUUUGAAGUUGUUACUGUACUUUUCCUAUAUAGAA
Pteronotus mesoamericanus is the source of this 2462-nucleotide messenger RNA. RefSeq names its product UPF3A regulator of nonsense mediated mRNA decay (gene UPF3A). The record is from RefSeq and is a predicted model, not a curated record. The coding region runs from base 26 to 1588 and encodes 520 amino acids. The transcript has 12 exons. Gene Ontology annotation, cellular component: nucleolus; cytoplasm. Gene Ontology annotation, biological process: positive regulation of translation; nuclear-transcribed mRNA catabolic process, nonsense-mediated decay. NCBI's taxonomy places the organism in Eukaryota, Metazoa, Chordata, Mammalia, Chiroptera, Mormoopidae. Gene Ontology annotation, molecular function: telomeric repeat DNA binding.